AUGUCGCUGCUAGAAACCAUCCAUCUCUCUCAUGUCCCUGAGAAUAUACUAGUUCAUAUCGCCCUUUAUAGAGACCUGAAGAAUGCCAGCUUCCUGCGGGAGCAGCUUCUAACAGGAAACGCAGAAUUUCAAUAUGCUUUCAUUGAUGCCAGCACGAUUAUAUCGAGACAACACAUCUUUGCGGCGGUAUUUAGAGCUAUAAACGAUUAUUUGAAUAAUCGAUUGAGAUCACACAAUGUUCAUUCAGAGAUAGUCGUUUCUCUCGGCCCUAGUAAUAAUAUUGCAGAGGCAUUUCGAAGAUUCGGCAUCACCGACGCUACCAAAGACCUACUCGUCGUCAAGCUAUCCGUGACGCCGGAAAUUACACAUGAAUCCGUCGCAAAACAUUUGGAAAGCUCCGUGGAAGCUACACCGGCUCCCUUUGACAAUGACACCUUAUCCUCGAUGUCAGAUCUCGCGAGGGUUCGGAAAUUAUACAAACUGAAUCAGCCGACCUCGAAAUCUGCGGAUGGCCAGGUCAAUGCUGUGAGGGCUUUAGAGCCUCUUAUUGUUGGAGCAAUAGCCAUUCGUGGGGCGACAUGA
Talaromyces amestolkiae is the source of this 582-nucleotide messenger RNA. RefSeq lists its product as uncharacterized. The record is from RefSeq and is a predicted model, not a curated record. Gene Ontology annotation, cellular component: EKC/KEOPS complex; cytosol; nucleus. Gene Ontology annotation, biological process: telomere maintenance via recombination; tRNA threonylcarbamoyladenosine modification. The transcript has 3 exons. Lineage: Eukaryota; Fungi; Ascomycota; Eurotiomycetes; Eurotiales; Trichocomaceae. Bases 1 to 582 code for a protein of 193 amino acids.